This is a messenger RNA of Rhododendron vialii, 999 nucleotides long. RefSeq names its product SUMO-conjugating enzyme SCE1. Gene Ontology annotation, molecular function: SUMO conjugating enzyme activity. The transcript is spliced from 5 exons. The record is from RefSeq and is a predicted model, not a curated record. Lineage: Eukaryota; Viridiplantae; Streptophyta; Magnoliopsida; Ericales; Ericaceae. Gene Ontology annotation, biological process: protein sumoylation. Gene Ontology annotation, cellular component: nucleus. Bases 248 to 730 code for a protein of 160 amino acids.
UUGGUAAAGUAAGAUAUUAAACAUAAUUGAGGGGAGCGUAAUAUGAUUUCCGGUAACUCAAUUUGACUUUAGUGGGGUUUUAAUUUUUAUAAUAAUAAUGAAAAAAGACGGCGUCAAAGCUCAUUGGUUAAUCUGGACCGUACAAUCGCCGAUACUUUGAAUUUCUUUUUAUUUCAACCGGACUCUACCCUAAACUGUUGCUGUCGUCCCCAACGAAGGAAGUAGAGAGAGAGAGAGAGGGAGAGAGAUGUCGGGAGGAAUUGCGCGUGGCCGUCUCGCCGAGGAACGGAAAGCAUGGCGGAAGAAUCACCCCCAUGGUUUCGUUGCUAAGCCAGAGUCACUCCCUGAUGGUUCGGUCAAUUUGAUGAUAUGGCAGUGCACUAUCCCCGGUAAAGCCGCGACCGACUGGGAUGGGGGUUACUACCCACUUACAAUCCACUUCACUGAAGACUACCCUAGCAAACCACCAAAGUGUAAAUUUCCCCCGGGUUUCUUCCACCCCAAUGUCUACCCCUCUGGAACUGUCUGCCUGUCAAUCCUCAACGAAGAUAGCGGUUGGAGACCAGCAAUUACAGUGAAACAAAUUCUUGUUGGCAUCCAGGAUUUGUUGGACCAGCCCAACCCUGCCGAUCCUGCACAAACUGAAGGAUAUCACCUCUUUAUCCAGGACCCUGUGGAGUACAAGAGACGUGUCCGACAGCAGGCCAAGCAAUACCCACCUCUUGUCUAAAUCAUGAAUCUGGUCGUAGGUACUGGUACUCGAUAACUGCCAGGUUUCCUGUAAUGUAAACUGCAUGGUUGAAACUUGUAUUGUGUUCCUCUAUAUUUGAAUUAAGGUUACUUGAUAUGUGACAGUAGAACCAACCAGACUAGUAGAACUUCAUUUGUGUCAGGUGGUGGUUGUGUGAUUUGUCAAGAUGUGUGGUCACUCAACUGGAUCAGGAGCAAGCAAAGCUGCUAUAUUUUCAAGAAUUGAAUAAUUUUGGAAUGUUGGGCAAA